Messenger RNA from Nilaparvata lugens (brown planthopper), 1522 nucleotides. Its product is annotated as WD repeat-containing protein 61. The record is from RefSeq and is a predicted model, not a curated record. The transcript has 7 exons. Gene Ontology annotation, cellular component: Cdc73/Paf1 complex. NCBI's taxonomy places the organism in Eukaryota, Metazoa, Arthropoda, Insecta, Hemiptera, Delphacidae. Gene Ontology annotation, molecular function: protein binding. Bases 326 to 1300 code for a protein of 324 amino acids.
AUCAACAAACACAUUUUAGAAUUAAACUUUUUGGGUUCAAAAUAAUUUUUGACUUACUUUAUCAAUAAUUUUCGACUUUUUCCAAGUGAUAUUUGGGAUCGCAAUUCAUGUCCCAAUCCCAAUCAUGUGAAUGUUGCAUCCAUGGCGUUGCAUCUUUCAUCUUUGUGUUUGCUUUUUGCUUGCUGAUUAUGCGAUGCCAUAUACUUGUUCACAAAUAAUUUAUGUAUUUUGUUCAUUUAAAUCAAUUAAUAUAAUUUUUAUUCAACUUCCAGUGAUGAUCCAUCAUUAUUGAUCAUACUCUUAUCCAUUCUAAAAACAUCAAGCUAUGUAUUCUUUGGCUUAUCGUCGACAAAAUGCCCAUGAGGACAGCAUCUGGAGUUGUGCCUGGGGACAUUUGGAUCCGAAGAAGAAAGAUGAUCUCAAUGGCGAUGGAGAUGAUGACUCAAGAGAUUCGAUGCAAGACUCCGACCCAAUGGACUUUAUCGUGACAGGAUCGGUAGAUGACGCGGUCAAAGUAUGGGAAUACAAAGAUGGCGGUCUAGAACUAAAACAUAAACUGGAUGGACACUCGUUGGGUGUUGUUUCUGUGGCCAUAAAUUCGGAUUCUACAAUGAUUGCCAGUAGUUCAUUGGACGCUAGUCUGCGGUUAUGGAGCACAGAAACUGGUGAAAAAGUCGGAAUGAUGGAGACAGGUCCCACCGAUAUUUGGACAGUGGCAUUCUCGCCUGACAACAAAUAUGUGAUAUCCGGCAACCAUGCUGGCAAAAUCAACUUAUACAACGUUGAAACCAGGAAACAGGAGAGAACACUAGAUACCAGAGGGCAGUAUACUCUCAGCAUAGCUUAUAGUCCUGAUGGAAAAUACGUGGCAUCAGGGGCCAUCGACGGUAUAAUCAACAUUUUCGACGUAGUGCCUGGUAAACUAGUCCACAAGCUGGAGGGUCACGCUAUGCCUAUCAGAUCCUUAUGCUUCUCGCCCGACUCUCAGCUCCUACUGACCGCAUCAGAUGACGGCUUCAUGAAGAUUUAUGAUGUCCAGCACGGCAGCUUGACAGCGACAUUGUCAGGCCACCGGUCGUGGGUUUUGAGUGUGGCGUUCGCGCCGGACAACAAGCACUUUGUAUCAAGCAGCUCUGACAACUCGGUCAAAGUGUGGGAACUGAAAACACCAAAGGCAGCCGUGCAUACCUUCAAUGAACAUAUUGAUCAGGUUUGGGGAGUGCAAUGGAACUCAGAAUCGAACAAAAUAGUGUCGGUCUCCGACGACCGAUCCAUCAACGUUUACCAGUGUCCGUACUAAAAAUAUGAACUGAACUUUUUAUGUUUUAUUGGAUAAGCUCAUUGUCUUCUUUAUUGGUAAGGGAGGAAACUAUUCUAUAUUAUUAAAUUUAAUUAUUCAUUAUCAUGUCUAACAUUAUCAUUCUCCUCCAAUCAAUGCCCAAUGUUAUCCCUAGUGAUUUUAUGAGUGAUCGAUUUUGAUAUUUUUCAAUCCGGAUGAAAUAUAAUUUCAUAUUUAUCAGUA